Molecule: messenger RNA, 3542 nt
Organism: Talaromyces stipitatus ATCC 10500
Lineage: Eukaryota; Fungi; Ascomycota; Eurotiomycetes; Eurotiales; Trichocomaceae
Product: KH domain protein
Exons: 4
Coding region: 1-2199 (732 amino acids)
Biological process (GO): nuclear division
Cellular component (GO): nucleus; cytoplasm
Molecular function (GO): mRNA binding
Source: RefSeq, a predicted model, not a curated record
AUGCACAAGAUUUCCAACUUCACCGGUCAAGCUCGUCAUGGCUGGGAACGGAUGACUCCCGCCUUUGGGAUGUCUCGCCCUCACGCUGAUAUCCAUGCAGCUUCGCAACCCCUACGACGUCCGCAUGGUACUCCGGCCUUGAAUCCUCCGACGGCCGUGGAUCCUACUGUCAAUCUCUCCUUCAAUGUUCCAUUCUCGUCGUAUCUCGCCGGCCCCGAUGUCGAGGAUGUGCUCCAUGCAAGUCCCGGCGCCUUGCAACGCUGGUCCUUUCCCGAUGGUACAUCAGAAGGUACUCCGAUCCACCACUUGCCCGUUCACGUCAACCACGUUGAGGCCUUGCGGAAACUAUGUCGGUCCGUCAGCGAGGCGAGUGGAGGUCGCCUUGAGGCCACUGUGACAACUUCUGAGCCCAAGUCUCUGCCUUCGGUGCAACGUCGUCAGCCCGGUCUUGUCACCAACGUUUGUCUUUCCGGUGACGGUGAGACAGUCCGGAAGAUGAGAGCCAAGAUCUUGAACGAGACACCCAUCUCUUUACGAUGUGCAAAUGUCGAUGUGGACAUGCAUCUUAUUAUGGACGCGUCAACCAAGGGAAUUCGUGUCAAUGUACUCGAGCAUUUGGAUACUCUAGCUCAGUAUACUGGUGCCGAUAUUUUCCUACUUAGUCCGAAAAUGGUUGAUGCCGACAGUGCCGUGGUUUCUUCGUACGGGGCCGAUAAUGGCUUGGACAAUCGCUUUCGGGUCGCUAUCUACGGAGAUAUGGAGAGUGUAGAGCAUGCCAAGACAAGAUUGCUCAUCAUGAUUGACCAAAUUCUGAAACGACACGUUGACGCCAUGAAACUCGAACUGACUAUGCAUACCCUUGUCUGCGGCCGCACUCGCAAGAACAUCAAGUUGAUCGAAGCUGUUACUGAUACUGCAAUCUACUUCCCACCGCCGUUUCCACGUAUCUUUGGAUAUACCCCACCUGGCGCUCACCGACGAAGCGAAGACGAAGUUUACAUCACUGGCGAAAACAUGGAAAAUAUUGCAAGGGCCAAGCAAAAACUUCGUGAGUUGGUACUGGGUGCCAAGAUCUACGUCAAGGACGUUGUUUUGUCGGCAAGCAAAAUCGACAAUAUACUGCUAGACCGUUUGGACAAAGUACGGAAGGUCAUGGAAGCCAACGGCUCGUACGUCCUGUUUCCACAGUUGGGUAGCCAACGUGGCCUCGUCCGAAUCCAGGGAACCGAAGUGCUUCAUGUCGAACGAACUGUGCGAGAGAUAAUGGCGUUGGCUGGUCAAUUCUAUAGUGCUUCUUGGUGGAUUAUCAUGUCUGAUCCUAAUCAAGGGAGCAUUCGAUCUCCAUCCCCUCACGAGGUUCGACCCAUGUUGUCCGACAUUUGCAUCAACUCGGAUGCCGACGUGAGCUUCGAGAACAUGACAUUUUCCAUCAACGGGUCGGACGAUGCCGUCAAAGCAGCCAUGAACGUCAUCUACCAGAUUCCAUUCGUCAAGCGCUGUCCUUACCAGAUUCGAGUCAAAAUUGAACUCGCCAACGAGCACAAAGAAUUUGUCAGCGGCAAGAAGAACGGCAAAAUCAACAAGAUCAUGGGCCAGAGCAAUGUUCAGAUCAUCUUUGACGGAUUCAACGAGUACAAUUUCUACAUUGAUGUCUGUGGCACACAGUAUGACGCUACUAAAAACGGUUUGGAUCUGGUAGAACAAGAGAUGCCGGCAUCUAUCUCCUUCCAUGUACCGGACCAGUAUCAUAAGCGCAUCAUCGGCAUUGGCGGUCAACAUAUCCAGCGUAUCAUGAAGAAGUACUCGGUGUUCGUCAAAUUUUCCAACGCAAUGGACCGUGGUGGCAUUGGUAAAGAAGAUGACGAUGUCAAAGUUGAUAACGUUAUUUGCCGCACUCCGGCAAGGAAUGCCCAAAGCCUGGAUCUCGUGAAGCAGGAGAUCAUGGACAUGGUUGAGAAAGUUGAUGCGGAAUAUGUUUCUGAAACUGUUUUGAUCAACCGCCUCUAUCAUCGUGAACUCUUGGCUCGCAUUCGUGAAAUUGAAGAGCUGGAGAAGAAAUGGAAUUGCAAGAUUGAGUUUCCAAGCACCGAGCUUGCUAGCGAUGUUGUGACUAUUUCGGGCCCUGAAUAUCAGGUACCUCAAGCGGUGGACGCUUUCCUGGUGAGAUUCACCGAUCUGCUUCCAAAUGAUGGAAUCUGACUGACGUUAUAUGUAGGGUAUGGUGCCUGAGAACCACGAAUUGUCAUUCCAAAGCUCUGCGGAACUGAGGGAGUUCUUCAAGUCUGCGGAUUUCGUCGAUGACGUUCGUAGUAAGCUCAAGGACCAAUACGAGGUUGACGCCACUGUUGAUAUGGCUGCUGAGCUUCCGCAACCCGGAACCGAAAAUGGAUCAUCGUCUCCCGUCCCAUCAGAGGACCGUGUUGUACUCGGAUACACUCGAAAUAACGCCGGAGGGCUCAAGGAUGCAAUAGACUUUUUGAUUUCCCGUCUCGUCGCGCAUGGCCUUGACGCAACGACCGUCAAAGGCGCUAUUCCGCGUCCAAAGUCUGAUUCAUUCGAAGAGUCGCUCCCAUUCUUCGACUCCAAGUUGUUGCAGCAUGCACCAGCACCCCUCGUAACGGACUCACCGACACGCCCUAGUUUUGGCGACGAUGUCAGCGAACGCGGCUCGAUCUUCGAGAGACUGCGUAAGCCUGGAAGUAUUUCCUCGUUCUCGUCCUUUAUCGGUCGUAAAAACCAUUCAGCUUCGCCCGCAUCAUUCUUCAAACAUGCGUCUAGCAACGCGUCCAAGGCGUCCUUGAUCUCUAUGGAAUCCCGCGACAGCGGUUACCGCAACCCAUGGAACGACUCUGGGGUCAACCUACCCGAAGAAGAUCUUCAUGUGGGUAGUUCCCACAGUCACAACAGUAGCAGCAGCAAUGGCUGGCCAUCUCGCUUUGACAUGAAAUUUCCCUUCGGUACCGCGCCCGGCGACAUGACCCCCAAGCAUGACUUGCGCGCUUCUUUUGAUUCUGGUCGUCCUAGUACUUCCAAUUCUACUUCUGGAUACCCGGCUCCGAUUGGGCCACCUCGUUGAAAGCAUAAUAACACGUUGACGGAAAAAAUGAAAAAAAGACACAAGAGAGGAUUCUAUCCAUGCCGAGAUACCAAUUUGCAGCAAUAUACCCCGACACGCUACGCUAUACCAUGCUUUUGUUUCUUGUUUUUCUCUUCUUUUCGAGUUUCCACUUUCAAGCCGUGGUUGUCAUGUGCUGUUUGAGUUUUUGAUGUUAUUUUUUCAUGUGCUUGUUUAUUGUCUUCUUUCGAUACCACUAAAGCAAAAAAUGUUUUGUUCUUACCAGUAUCAUUAUGAAUGGAACGGGUUUGACCGGGGGAUCUUGUGGAGUGAUUUGAUAAAGAUGGAAAGAAAUCAUGUUUUCAAUUCGAUGCAAAGCAAGGGAGGGAAACGAGCAUGAAUAUGAAAAGAAAAGUCAUGAGGCGAAUUUUUAAAAUUGUUUUAGCUUGGACGAGUAAAUCAGAAUUGACUGAGUAUUUUCGACCUG